Molecule: messenger RNA, 3118 nt
Organism: Lates calcarifer (barramundi perch)
Lineage: Eukaryota; Metazoa; Chordata; Actinopteri; Centropomidae
Product: progestin and adipoQ receptor family member 3
Exons: 7
Coding region: 239-1189 (316 amino acids)
Cellular component (GO): membrane
Molecular function (GO): signaling receptor activity
Source: RefSeq, a predicted model, not a curated record
UGCUAACAACAAUAAAAAGAAGAAGACAGGUUUGCUGGUGUUGUUUUCCAGGGUAACUGACUGGUGUCUAUCAAAUUUUAUUUUACAAAAAUGUUGUGUGUGUUUUAAUAUCAUGUUAGCUAGCUAGCCAUCCGGACAUGGCUCGGCUGCCUGAACAAGGACGUCGACGGUCGGACUGCGACUAAUGCCUUAACCCUCCCUCCCUCGCUUGCCUUGUACCAGAGGAACCGAGAACAAGAUGCUGCUGAAGAUGCCCCAGAAGCUGCUGCAGACAGCUCACUACAUAGAGCUGGGCAGCUACCAACACUGGCCGGUGCUCAUACCCCAGAGGAUAAGGCUGUACACCUACGAACAAAUCCCCCUCUUCCUCAAAGAAAACCCCUACAUCACAGACGGCUACAGGGCUCACCUGCCCUCCAAGCUCUGCCUUAAGAGUAUUUUUAUUCUGUCCAAUGAGACAGUGAACAUCUGGAGCCACCUGCUAGGCUUCUUGCUCUUCUUCUCACUGGGGGUCAAUGACCUCUCCUCAGUACUACCAGCCUCUGGAGCUAACAGAGAAGACUACGUCAUCUACGCUAUAGGGCUGUUCUGCUUCCAGGUGUGCAUGUUGUGCUCAGUGGGAUAUCACCUGUUUUCGUGCCACCGGUCAGAGAAGACGUGCCGUCGCUGGCUGGCGUUAGACUACGCAGGCAUCUCUGUUGGCAUCUUGGGCUGUUAUGUACCUGGGAUCUUCUACGCUUUCUACUGUAACGCUUUUUGGCGACAGGUCUACCUGCUGACAGUGCUCUCCCUGAUCCUGGCCGUCUUCUGUGCUCAGGUCCACCCCCGUUACCUCAGCAAUGACUGGAGAUGGAUACGAAUGGCGAUCUUCUGUUGUGUGGCUGGCAUCAGUGUGAUUCCUGCUUGCCACUGGGUCUGGCUCACUGGAGGAUUCACAUCUGAUGUUGUACAGCUGUUCCUGCCUCGUGUGUUAGUGAUGUACCUCAUAGCUGGAUCUGCCUUCCUGUUCUACGUCACCAAAAUCCCUGAACGCUAUUUCCCUGGCCAGUUGAACUACCUGGGUGCCAGCCACCAGGUGUGGCACAUACUUGUGGUUGUGAUGUUUUACUGGUGGCACCAGACAGCUGUAUACAUCAUGCACUUCAGGCACACUCAGCCCUGCCCGACCCGCACCGCCAGCAGCAGCUAAGUGAAACUAAUCAAAUAAUGUUGUUUAAAGGAAAGGAUCAGUUGUAGGUCAGUAAACAAUUAAAACUCACUAUGUUAAUGAUGCAUUCAUAACCUUCUAACCAGUUACAGUAGCUGCUGGUUAGAAGUUACUACCUAAAGGUAUAUCAACCACUAAAUACCAAAAGCUCCUCACUAUCAGCUGCUAAAACUGAGAGUGUGACAGUAAUGAGUAGGUAUUUGUGUAUACUGAGUUGCUGAUCACUGUUUAUAUGCUGAUAAAGGCCAGCAACCUUACUGUUGCAGGCCUUUAACAGUGGAUAUCAGCUAACAGCAGCUAGGAGACUAAAAUUAUCCUGACAAAGGAACGCUAGACCAGAGCCUGUACUGGUUCCAGGCAAUUGGCUAGUCGUCAAAAGUUUAGCCUUCCUAAGUUUAGCCUUCAGGGACUGUGACCUGAUGUCAAAAGUGGUGCAGCUGCACUACAACGAAGCCCCCUGAUGGACAGAAAAUACAGCAUGCAACCCCUGAUGUUGCAUCAUAACCAGUAGAUCAAUGCAUGAAGCAGGAAUUUCUAUUCAUUUGUAGAAACAAACUGAAGUUUGGUGUUUUUAUUGAUAAUCAUGUUCUCUCUUAGUUUUUAUAGAUUGUGAUUUUUGUACAUCAUGAAACAUAAUGGCCUGCAUGAACAAACACUUUUCUGCCUAUAAUUUUGGUUGUCUUAUCUUUUUUUUUUUUUAAAGAAUAGAUUGUAUGAGUUGUUUGGAUAAAAGGUGGGAAGCACAGAACAAAAUCCAACAUUUGGGAAAGUAUUUGAAGCUUUUGAAUAAAUAGUUAAGGGUCAGUCAACACUCAGUCUGCAACAUCUGAUUAGGUACAGAACUGAAAAAAUGUUUUGUCUUUGGAACAAAUAAGGUGCCAGUUUGAACAAAAAUAAUAAAAGUGUUUUUUAGGAAUUAAAUUUAGAGACUACUGUAUGCCUUUUGGUAAAAAGUAGUUCAAAAACUUUGUUAAAAAAAAAAAAAAAAAAGCUUAAACUGUUUAACAGCAAAACAGUUUGGAUAUCACUAGACAAGAGAUUUUUUUUACAUUUGUGUGAAAUGGCCCUUUAACAGCUUCAGUUUUACCAUGAAGACAAUGAAAUUACAAUAAAGCUGACAGUUUGAUGAACAGUAGCAUUUAUGCUGUCUCUGAUUGGUCAGUUACCUGGCAUAUCAGCCAUACAUUAUCUCCUGUCAUUUGUCAUUCCUGUGGCUUCUGCUAUAAAGUCUAUCAAGGCUCGUAUGUGAAAGAUUGUUAUCUACUUGAUGCUGAUGUUUAAAUAAGGCCAGUGUAAAGUGGUUUAGAUACCAUAAAUAGUUAUUUUUCCUGAGUAUACUUUGGGACAGUUACAUAUUUUAAUGUUUAGUGUUAUGUUUUGUGUUUAUUUCUACAUAAUUUCAAUUGUUUCUGUAUUUCAUUUGCCUUAUGUUUAAAUACCUGUACUGUAUGCACACUUACUGUUACAAUCUGUUUUUGGUCAAGAGGUGAACCACAACAAAAUGAUCCAACUCAGACCAUAUCAUCUUUGCUGUUACACCUCAAAGCCAGUAUUUUUUUUUCCUUUUCAAUAGUGGGAUUUAAUAUUUUGGGAUUGAGUAAUUAAUUCAGGAUGAGAACUCUUACUGUUGCAGACUACAGAGCUGGAAAAUGUACAGUAGGUGCAAAAAGAAGUGACUUUACUUUGCCUUUUCGAGUGUGUAUUUUUAUUUUUGAACAUGACCCUCUGAUUAUCAUAAACUGCUUGAUCUCUUCAUGAAUGAACUCAUGAUUGUUUUAUCCUGUGUUUGUACUUUUCUUGAAUAUCAUUUGUAUGAUGGCACUGACUUAUGAGAUGUAUAAUAUUUAUUUCAGUGCCUCUGUGAAAAUAUAUUUUAAACAUUUUGAAUGAAUAAAGAAUGCUGGGAAAUAA